This is a messenger RNA of Otolemur garnettii (small-eared galago), 4438 nucleotides long. RefSeq names its product ADAM metallopeptidase domain 11 (gene ADAM11). Lineage: Eukaryota; Metazoa; Chordata; Mammalia; Primates; Galagidae. The record is from RefSeq and is a predicted model, not a curated record. Bases 625 to 2334 code for a protein of 569 amino acids. Gene Ontology annotation, biological process: proteolysis. Gene Ontology annotation, molecular function: metalloendopeptidase activity. The transcript is spliced from 27 exons.
ACCGGGAGGAUAUGAGCGAGCCAUGAGGCUGCUGAGGCGUUGGGCGUUCGCGGCUCUGCCGCUGCUACUGCCGCUGCUGCCCCCACCCGGUCUUGGGGCCCAGGGUCCUGCUGGAGCUCUGCAAUGGAGGGGCUCACCCCAGGUGGGGGGUCCAGAAGCCCCCGAGGUCACAGAACCCAGCCGACUGAUAAGGGAGAGCUCCGGGGGAGAGGUCCGGAAGCAGCAGCUGGACACCAGGGUCCGCCAGGAGCCACCAGGGGGCCUGCCUGUCCAUCUGGCCCAGGUGAGCUUCGUCAUCCCAGCCUUCAACUCAAACUUCACCCUGGACCUGGAGCUGAACCAUCACCUGCUCUCCUCACAAUACGUGGAGCGUCACUUCAGCCGGGAGGGGCCAACACAACACAGCACUGGAGCUGGAGACCACUGCUACUACCAAGGCAAGCUCCGAGGAAACCCGCACUCCUUUGCCGCCCUCUCCACCUGCCAGGGGCUGCAUGGGGUCUUCUCUGACGGGAACUUGACUUACAUCGUGGAGCCCCAAGAGAUGGCUGGGCCUUGGGGACCGCCCCAGGGACCCCUUCCCCACCUCAUUUACCGGACCCCUCUCCUCCCAGCCCCUCUUGGAUGCAGGGAACCAGGCUGCCUCUUCACUGCCCCUGCCCAGUCUGCUCCUCCAAACCGGCCAAGGCUGAGAAGGAAAAGGUCCGCAGGGGCCACCCUACGGUGCACAGUGAAACCAAGUAUGUGGAGCUGAUCGUGAUCAAUGACCACCAGCUGUUUGAGCAGAUGCGACAGUCAGUGGUCCUCACCAGCAACUUUGCCAAGUCUGUAGUAAACCUGGCUGAUGUGAUGUACAAGGAACAGCUCAACACCCGCAUUGUGCUGGUUGCCAUGGAAACAUGGGCAGAUGGGGACAAGAUCCAGGUGCAGGAUGACCUCCUGGAGACCCUGGCCCGGCUCAUGGUCUACCGGCGGGAGGGUCUGCCUGAGCCUAGUGAUGCCACCCACCUCUUCUCGGGCAGGACUUUCCAGAGCACCAGCAGUGGAGCAGCCUAUGUGGGGGGCAUAUGCUCACUCUCUCGGGGUGGCGGUGUGAAUGAGUAUGGCAAUAUGGGGGCUAUGGCAGUGACCCUGGCCCAGACACUGGGGCAGAACCUGGGCAUGAUGUGGAACAAACAUCGGAGUUCGGCAGGAGACUGCAAGUGUCCGGACAUUUGGCUGGGUUGCAUCAUGGAGGACACUGGGUUCUACCUUCCCCGCAAGUUCUCGCGCUGCAGCAUCGACGAGUACAAUCAGUUUCUGCAGGAGGGCGGCGGGAGCUGCCUCUUUAACAAACCCCUUAAGCUCCUGGACCCCCCUGAGUGCGGGAACGGCUUCGUGGAGGCAGGAGAGGAGUGUGACUGCGGUUCAGUGCAGGAGUGCAGCCGCGCGGGUGGCAACUGCUGCAAGAAAUGCACCCUGACACACGACGCCAUGUGCAGCGAUGGGCUCUGUUGUCGCCGCUGCAAGUACGAGCCACGGGGUGUGUCCUGCCGAGAGGCCGUGAACGAGUGCGACAUCGCAGAGACCUGCACUGGGGACUCGAGCCAGUGUCCCCCUAAUCUGCACAAGCUGGAUGGUUACUACUGUGAUCACGAACAGGGCCGUUGCUAUGGAGGCCGCUGCAAAACCCGGGACCGGCAGUGCCAGGCCCUUUGGGGCCACCAGGCUGCUGAUCGCUUUUGCUAUGAGAAGCUGAAUGUGGAGGGGACAGAGCGUGGAAACUGUGGGCGCAAAGGAUCAGGCUGGGUCCAGUGCAAUAAGCAGGACGUGCUCUGUGGCUUUCUUCUCUGUGUCAACAUCUCUGGAGCUCCUCGGCUGGGCGACCUAGGGGGAGACAUCAGCAGUGUCACCUUCUACCACCAGGGCAAAGAGCUGGACUGCAGGGGAGGCCAUGUGCAACUGGCCGACGGCUCUGACCUGAGCUAUGUGGAGGAUGGCACAGCCUGUGGGCCCAACAUGCUGUGCCUGGACCACCGCUGCCUGCCAGCCUCUGCCUUCAACUUCAGCACCUGCCCUGGCAGCGGGGAGCGCCGGAUAUGUUCCCACCACGGGGUCUGCAGCAAUGAAGGGAAGUGCAUCUGCCAACCAGACUGGACAGGCAAAGAUUGCAGCAUCCACAACCCCCUGCCCACGUCCCCGCCCACAGGAGAGACGGAGAAAUAUAAGGGUCCCAGUGGCACCAACAUCAUCAUUGGCUCCAUCGCUGGGGCUGUCCUGGUUGCAGCCAUCGUCCUGGGAGGCACGGGCUGGGGAUUUAAAAACAUCCGCCGAGGAAGGUCCGGAGGGGCUUAAGUGCCACCCCCUCCCUCCGAGCCUGGCACCCACCGUCUCGGCCCUGAUCCACGAGGCUGCCCCCAUCCAGCCACGGAGGGAGGCACCAAGCAAAUGUCUUCCAGGUCCAAACCCUUCAACUCCUGGCUCCACAGGGGUUUGGGUGGGGGCUGUGACCCUGCCCAUCAAACUACCAGAGUGGACCAAGCCUGGAGGGCACUUCCUCUCUGGUCCCCCACCCUCCUCAUGCGGCUUUGGCCUUGCACACUUAUUCUCCCUGUGUGAAUGUAGCUUCCAUCAUCACAAAUUGUCACAGUUCAAGUUGGGGGGGCCCGGAGGGAUGCCCCCAGGCAGCCACCAGUGGACAUGCCUGGGAUGGCCCCUCCUUAAAACCAAGCAGCUGGGACCAAGGUCCUAGCUCUCUGGGACUUAGGGGGAAGGGGCUGACAUCUACAUUUUUUAAAACUGAAUCUUUACUGAUGAAUGUAACCUUGGGGGUGCUGGGGCCAGGGAAAUUUCGGGGAUGUUUUGACAUUUGCAGGAGGGCCCAGAGGAGCUGAGAUGUGGCCAUCCCCUGGGUGCCCCCACCCCAGGAUGACCACACCUGGUGUCCUGUCACUGAGCACAGGCAGGGGCUGGGUAUCCCCAUUUUCUCCUUCCACCCAGCCCUGCUGAGCCCAGAGGAAGUACUGAGUGCUGAUUCAAACCAAAGCUGCCUGUGCCGUGCCCAAGGCCUAGCUUAUGGGCACAGCAACCACACGUCCCAGAUUGUCUUCAAUUCCAAAACACCUGUCCCAUUGUCCUUGCCAGGACCCAUGUAUUUGGGGUGGGGUGGGGUCUAGAAAAUAUAGUCCCUGAAAUAUAAUGGCACCUUUCCCCUUUUAAGAAGGGUGAUUCUGGGGCUGACUCAGGGUUUAGGUACCCCUGGUGUGGCCUAGAAGUCUCAGGCUGGGCCAUCUUUCCAGGGAGGACUCUCCCAAGUAGGGAAAGCCAGAGGUGGCCCAGUGCCUAAAGGGUUAGGGGCUCUUCCUGGGAUGUACAAGAGGAGGUAGGAAGGGGCAGGUCUCCUAGGCUUCCAGAAAAGUUCUCAAAGCCCCAUCCAACCCAUUCCACUCCCUAACCCCAUUCUAGGACUGAGUAGUAAGUUUACAGAUGUUUUCCACAUUAUGUCCUCUGAUCCUUGCUGCAGCUGACUGAGCUUGAGAGACAGGCCAAACCAGGCAGAAUUCCUCAGUCCUCCCCCCAAAAGUCCUGCCCAUGGCCUUCCCUCAUGACCUUUGCUUGGGAUGGGGGAGCUCUGGCUCCUUGACUGUAAAAGCUAGCUGGCAGGAGCAAGAUGGGGGACCAGCCUGUGGAUGAAAGCCACAAAUGGAUGGAGUCCCUGUCCUCAGGGAUACCCCGCCCAGACUUGGCAGGGGGUUCUGAACAUUCUGGGGACCAUUGAGCUGCCUGUUUUGAGUCCCUUUGUUACUGGGACAUCUUUGAGGAGGUUAUGGAGGAAAUGGCUAAUGGCUCCCUGUUUAUCUGCAUCACCCUCAGGGUCAGGCUGGGGCCUGGGACCCACUGGUUCUUCUGGGUGGCUAGAUGCACCUGGUGACAGUGGGCCCUCUCCCUGAGCGCCAGCUGGUACUGUCCACGUGAGGGCUAUGUGGGGCCAGCCCUGCUGUACCAGUCCCACCAGCUGAGAGGGGCAGCCACUGGGUUUUGCACUAUUGAUGCACUACCUUAAGGCAUCCGUCCUUUGGUGUCACACGUGUGCACACAGGUGGCAGUGCAUCUGCGGACAAGCAUUUGAAUCCACAUCUCUGCACAGUGAACACCUGUGCAUAGGUGGAUGUGUCUGUGUGUGCCUACAUACAGGGGGAUGGGGGUGUGGAGGACAUAAGACUUCUGUGACCAGAUCAGACCACCCUGGCUCCCAGCUGUCUGCAUCCUCUUGCCUCACCCUGGCAAGUGCCCACCCUGGUGGUGCCUGGGGAGGAGUGGAGGCUGCAUUGCCUGGGCCCAGACCUGGUGCCACACCACAUCCUGUACAUAAUGUUAUCUGGGCUGGGGGGGACAGGGAGGCAGGUCCAGGAGCAUCAAUUAAAGAUCACAUUCUGGGGCUUCCAUGGAGCUCACACCA